CUUCUUCCAACCCCAGUCACCCACAUUCACCAGCAACAACAACAACACUCACUUAUGCAAUGACGCGCACCGACCACCACUCGCACCCAACACACUCCUUCCCCGUAUACUGCCUCGACUGGGCAGACGACGACACGGCCAUCCUCGGCGGCGGCGGCGGCGCAAGCCGCAGCGGCAUCGCCAACAAGUUUAAACUCGUCAAGGUGUCCAAGGAUGGGCGCAAGGUUGAGCCCGUGUUCGAGCUCGCGCUCAGCAGCGACGAGGACGCGCCGAUGACGAUCGCGACGGACCGGGCGGCAAAGCAGUUCGUGACGGGCAUCAACGCGUCCCAGGCGUCCAUCGAGGCCGGACAGAACCAGCAGGCGCGCCUGUUCUCGUACAGCGCGAAAGAGCUCGAGUAUGUCGCGUCGCAGCAGACACUACACGCCAAGUGGUCGGACGACUACCCAUACCAAAAACUCACCGCCAUCACGCCCGGCUUUGUCGCCGUCGGCACGACAGAUGACGAGUUUGCGAUUCUCAAGGUCCCAAGCCUCGAGAUUGUCGUCUCACCACGCAGUCCUGGCGCCGGCGAGCUCGUCGACCUCGCCUGGGGAGGCCCACAGGGUUCAUGGCUUGCUGUGACCACCAGCAAGGCCAUCAACGUCUUCGACUUUGACUCGGACGAGAAGACCAAGCUCAGCCUUCUCCAGUCGAUCCCCUUGCCAACGAUCGACGACCUCCCGCUCGUGUUCCGAGCUGCUCGGUUCUCUCCAGAGAUCCCCUCAUGCCCCAACAUCUUCGCCGUGCUCAACUCGACAAACUCGCCGUCGCGCAAGGGCAAGAGCAAGGCGCGCAAGGCGUUCGUCGCCAAGUACGCAGCAUCUGUUUCCGACCAGCAGGAGCCGUCGCAGGACAAGAACGACGACGAGAAGCCAUCAAAAGUCAAGGGCAUCGCAUGGGAGCUCGCGACCAAGCGCGAGGUCUCGUCAAAGCCCGUCACCGUCUUUGACAUUAGCUCAAAUGGCCAUCUCGUGUCAUAUGGCUCGUCUGACCUCUCAAUCGGCCUGCUGGAUACCAACACGCUAGCGCCCCUGCUCAAGAUUCUGCAAGCACAUUCCUUCCCGCCGACGGCACUCAAGUUCAACCCAUCCGCAACCCUCCUCGUGUCUGCUAGCGCCGACAACACGUUACGGGCGAUUGUUAUCCCGACCAGCUUUGGUGGAGUGUCGUUCUCUCUAGUGGCCCUCAUCCUUGCCAUCCUCGUUAUCUUUAUCGCUCUGCUUGCGCACAAGUACGGAAAAGGCGACAGGAAGGAAAGGUAUGCCGCUGCCCGCAAGCCGCGCCGCUCACCCCCAGUCGCCAUCAAGAAGAUCAAGGUCGGCGAGAUGAAGGACGGGCUGGACAUGACCGCCUUGCGCGAGGUCAAGUUCCUGCAGGAGCUGCACCACCCGAACAUCAUUGCUCUCCUCGACGUCUUCAGCGUCAAGCAAAACGUCAACCUGGUCCUCGAGUUCCUCGACACGGACCUCGAGGCCGUGAUCCGCGACAAGGCGCUCAUCUUCCAGACGGCCGACAUCAAGUCGUGGAUGGCCAUGUCGCUGCGCGGGCUGGAAUACAUCCACCGCAACGGCGUGCUGCAUCGUGAUCUCAAGCCAAACAACUUGCUCAUCGCCUCCACCGGCGAGCUCAAGGUGGCCGACUUUGGCCUCGCGCGGGAAUUUGGUGACGCGGCGUCCCGCAUGACCUGUCAGGUCAUUACGCGGUGGUACCGCCCACCCGAGCUGCUCUGGGGCUCGCGCUACUACUCGCCCGCAGUCGACAUGUGGUCGAUCGGCACAAUCCUCGUCGAGCUCGUGUUGCGCGUGCCGUUCCUCGCGGGCGACUCGGACAUUGACCAGCUCAAGAAGACGUUCCAUGCCAUGGGCUCUCCGACGGAAACAGACUGGCCAGGCCACACAAAGCUGCCAGACUACCACGAGAUCCCCGGGUACCCCAAGAACCCCUGGUGGAAUAUGGUCGCCUCGCUGGGCAAGGACGGCCAGGACCUCGCCCGAGAACUACUGCGUUACGACCCAAAACUUCGCCCUACGGCUAGGAAGGCCCUCUACCACCCCUUCUUUACCGCUCCGCCACGCCCCACACCGCCCAUCCUCCUCCCCAAGCCUUUGGCAGAGCUCCGCCCGCGCGCCGUCGCACCUCAGGACACGCGGCCACAGGUGGAGUCGGGCACCAAGCGCAAGGCAGAGUCUCCCAACGGAACAGCAUUAGAGCGCAGUGUGGCGCGCAAGCUCACGUUUGCAUAG
Molecule: messenger RNA, 2285 nt
Organism: Vanrija pseudolonga
Lineage: Eukaryota; Fungi; Basidiomycota; Tremellomycetes; Trichosporonales; Trichosporonaceae
Gene: cdk7
Product: Cyclin-dependent kinase 7
Exons: 14
Coding region: 60-2285 (741 amino acids)
Biological process (GO): protein phosphorylation; positive regulation of transcription by RNA polymerase II
Cellular component (GO): transcription factor TFIIH holo complex; cytoplasm; transcription factor TFIIK complex
Molecular function (GO): ATP binding; RNA polymerase II CTD heptapeptide repeat kinase activity; protein binding
Source: RefSeq, a predicted model, not a curated record